AAGCGUUAAAAUCUCAUAGCUGCGUCUCCCCCCUGAAGGGUAUAAAAGGGCAACCCUGUCUUUUACCAGCAUCAGUCUUUCCUAGAGUUUCACCAUGAGAUCCUUUGUAUUGGCCUGCCUUGCCAUAGCAGCAGUCUCUGCUGACCCCUACACAAUCGGGCAAGUAAACGCUGGUGUACCUGCUCUUCGUGCUGCUCUCAGCGGUCAACCCGGAGUUAUCACAGGUAUCAGCUACGGCAAUGGGAUUGUCCAGGGUCAUCUGGGAAAUGCUGAUCACUAUAAUGUUGCUCCCUACACCUAUAAUACUGCUCCUGUAGCGUAUAGUGGGUAUGCUGCUCCUGUGGCAUAUGGCGGGUAUGCCGCCCCUGUUGCCUAUUCUGGAGCUCAUUAUCUUGGCAAAAGAGCAGCUGACUCUGAUGCCGAUGCUUACACAAUCGGACAAGUUGCUGCGGGACUACCUUAUGCUAAUGCUGUAGCCACCGGGCAUGCUCAUAACCCAGGAUACAUUGCCUAUACUUCCUACCCUGCUUCUUCUGUCCACACAAGCUACCACGCCUCUCCUCUGAGCUAUGCUGUUCCUUCAGUGUACUCACAUGGAGUUUAUAACACCAGCCCUUAUGUUCAUGCUCUCGGCAAGAGAGAUGCCGAUGCUGAUGCCGAUGCUUACACCAUUGGACAAGUCGCUGCUGGACUACCUUAUGCCAAUGCUGUGGCCACCGGACAUGCUCAUAACCCCGGAUAUAUUGCUUACACCUCCUUCCCUGCUUCUUCAAUUCACAGAGCAUACAAUGCUGUUCCCGUUGCCCACUAUGCCUAUGGUGGCUAUGCUGCUCCCUUCUAUGGCUAAGCUUGCCAUAGAUGUAAGGCUUGUUAAGAGUUAUGUACUUUAAAUAAGUUUCACAUCCAAAUCACCAGAAUAAAAAUUAACCAAAUCAUUAAAUUGUAUAAUGUCUUCCCUGUUUAAAUAAAUCACAGAUUUUCAUAA
Molecule: messenger RNA, 985 nt
Organism: Eurytemora carolleeae
Lineage: Eukaryota; Metazoa; Arthropoda; Copepoda; Calanoida; Temoridae
Exons: 2
Coding region: 95-847 (250 amino acids)
Source: RefSeq, a predicted model, not a curated record